Molecule: messenger RNA, 5068 nt
Organism: Oncorhynchus gorbuscha (pink salmon)
Lineage: Eukaryota; Metazoa; Chordata; Actinopteri; Salmoniformes; Salmonidae
Gene: ints8
Product: integrator complex subunit 8
Exons: 27
Coding region: 145-3132 (995 amino acids)
Biological process (GO): snRNA 3'-end processing
Cellular component (GO): integrator complex
Source: RefSeq, a predicted model, not a curated record
UCCGGAUAUGACGUCAGAAAUGUUUAUUGAGCAAAUCAAAUCAAAUCAUUAGAAAGCAUAUUGGAAUAAGCUAGCUAACGUUAGUUGUCAAAACAUUAAACCUUUCUGAAUAUUUUGAGAAUUGCAAACUCAAAAAAGGUGGAGAUGAGUGCAGAGGCGGCAGACCGUGUGGCUGUGAGCGGCAGCCGGCCGAGCACUCCUCCUCAGACCUCCUGGUUCGAGUUUCUCCUGGAUGAGAUGCUGCUGGAGAACCACCUCCAGAAGUCCCAUCCAGAUCCUAUUCCAGUGCAGCUUGUCAUCCAGUUCCUUGAACAAGCGGCCAAGCCCUCUGUGAAUGAGCAGAACCAAGUCCAGCCUCCUGCAGACAACCGCAGGAACCGCACUCUGAAGCUGUUGGCUCUUAAAGUAGCAGCACACUUGAAGUGGGAUCUAGAUGUAUUGGAGAAAGGCUUGACUAUUCCUGUUUUGAACAUGCUGCUGAAUGAGCUACUGUGUGUGAGUAAGGUUCCACCUGGAGUGAAACAUGUUGACCUGGAUCUGUCCACCUUGCCUCCCACCACUGCCAUGGCUGUCAUCAUCUACAACCGCUGGGCCAUACGAACCAUUGUGUUAAGUAGUUUUCCAGAAAAACAGACAAAACCCGGGCCUCAUCAGAUGAACAUGUUGAAUGUUGUGCAGCAGGAGAAAGAGUUGACUGAAAAUAUCCUGAGCGUGCUGAAAGAGCAGGCAGCGGACUCUAUCAUGGUGUUGGAGGGAUCUCUUGGUCUGAAGAAGGACUUCUACAUCCACACCCUGAGGACUCUGGACCUGCUGGCUGCCGACCCCAGUACUGCUAACGGAGAAACUGAGUCCUCCACAGCAGGCCUUAGGAUCAGUGCUGAUGAGCUGCACUGUCAGGUGCAUUAUGAUUUGGGAGGUAUUUUCUUUCAACAAGGCUGCUCAGACCAACUGGCAUAUGAGAAGGCUAGAGAGCAUUUUCAACAAACACGAGAGUUGCUGUUGAAGUUCGACUUGACGCUUCACGUUCACCUGGAUGAGAAGCGUCUUGCUGGGUACUGGAACGCCUGCAGGGCCCUGACUGGAGCCUUGGACCCCAGUGACACCCAGCUUAACCCCUACGGACAGAUCAACAGCCUCAUCAGAACUCACAACUACCAGGCUCUUGUAGAGGCUUUCAUCAAAGACAAUGUGUCCCUCAGCUUGCCCAACCACCUCAGACAGUCUGUCCUGAGGGAGUUUUUGCACAAAGUCCAGCAAGGGGAGAGGGGCCUGGACGAAGUGUGUCACAAGCUUUGCGUGUGCAACGCUGUUCGAGACGCCCUGCAAGGGGAGGUCCUCAGUGUGCGUUUUCACCAGCUGCUCCACAAGCCAAGGAAACAUGUGGUGGACUUUAUGCUAGAGGUAUGCACAAGGUCAUUAGACAAGGACCGUUCAUCAGAGACGUCCAAGAGGAAGAUGGUUAUUUUUCUAAAAACCCUGUGUGAGAGCUUGGCAGAGCCCCACCUGGUGUUCGUGGUGACCGCCCACAAGCUUUUCACGGAGCUGCUGAAGGAGGAGGAUAGGAAGAUCCUGGUGGAGCAGAUGAGGAAGAGGUCAGCCACGGUCAACCUCUGUGCCAAGCCUCUGCCCUCCUUCUAUGAUAUCCCAGCUGCGGCCAGUGUCAACAUUGGACAGCUGGAGCAGCAGCUCAUCCUCUGCCUGGACGCCCGCCGCAUCCGGCAGAUCCUAAUUGAGCUGCACAGCAUGGCCGAACGACCCUUCUGGCGGGUUAACAACAAGUGGGAAGUUCCUCCAGAUUACAUCAAUGUGAUACUCAACAUCAAAGACAACCUGACCAAGGAUCUGGUGUACAUCCUCAUGGCCAAAGGGCUUCACUGCAUCACUGUAAAGGACUUUGCCCACACGCGGCAGCUCUUCUCAGCCUGUCUGGAGCUGGUGACUGAGUUCUCUCCUAAGCUAAGGCAGGUGAUGCUAAACGAGAUGCUGCUUCUGGAGGUGCGGGCCCAUGAGACUGGGGUUGCUGAGGGUAGCAAUGUCAGACCCCCACCCGACCUGGUCAGCAGGGUGCGAGGCUACCUGGAGAUGAGGAUACAUGAUCUCCCUCUGCGCCAGAUAGUAGGGGAGGAGUGUGUGGCCUUCAUGUUGAACUGGAGGGAGAAUGAAUACCUGACACUGCAGGUUCCCCAGCAGCUGGUCAUGAACAACCCCUACAUCAAGCUAGGUCAGCUCCUGGCCUCCACCUGUAAGGAGCUCCCGGGUCCUAAAGAGAGCCGGCGUACAGCCAAAGAGUUGUGGGAGGUGGUAGUCCAGAUCUGCAGUGUGUCGAACCAGCACAAGAGAAACAGCGACGGACGUGUUAGCCUCAUCAAACAGAGAGAGUCCAGUAUGGGCAUCCUGCAAAGGAGCCGAUUCAUCACAUUCAUCAAGAAGCUUCGGGAACCACUGGUGCUGACCACCCUUAUCUCACUUUUCGUGAGGUUUCAUAGCAUAGUGCGGGAUGAUAUUGUCAAUGAAGUGACAGCAGAAUACCUUGCCAUUUGGCCAUCAACCCUGGCAAACAUGCAGGCUGUGGAUGUGGAGGCGGUGGCUGUGACGGUUAAAGAGCUUGUGACCUACGCCCUUACACUGAACCCCAACAACCAGUCCUGGCUCAUCACACAGGCCGACAUCUACUUUGUGACCAACCAGUACUCUGCAGCGUUGCAUUUCUACCUCCAGGCUGGGGCAGUGUGCUCUGACUUCUUUACCAAGGCUGUGGCUCCUGAUGUCUACACUGACCAGGUCCUAAAGAGAAUGAUCAAGUGUUGUUCGAUGCUGAACUGUCACACACAGGUUGCAGUUCUGUGCCAGUUUCUAAGGGAGGUGGACUACAUGACAGCAUUCAAAGCUCUUCAAGAACAGAACAGUCACGAUGCCAUGGAUUCCUUCUAUGACUACAUCUGGGACGUCACCAUCCUUGAAUAUCUCACACACAUCCACCAUAAAAGGGGUGAGAGCGAGAAGAGACAAAUUGCUAUCAAGGCGAUUGGACAGACUGAGCUGAAUGCCAGUAACCCCGAGGAAGUUCUGCAGCUGGCUGCACAGAAGAGAAAGAAGAAAUUCCUGCAAGCUAUGGCCAAACUGUACUUUUAGAUAAAACCGGGCCACCAAACAUGUGGGAGACUUUUUUUUAAAUAAAUGGUUUAACAAACAGAACCACUUUAAUAAAUUACAUUAGCAUUUCAGAAGUAUUCAAGUUUACAGGUUUUACCUCUGCUCCCAUAUACAAGAAAAUACUCAGUGGGCAGUUUUAGGUACACAACCCCGAGGCAGGCAGGCACAGGCAUUCAGUUAUUGUUCAAUUGAAUAUUAGUGGGCAUGGUAUGAUCUUUGGUUCCAGUAUCUCAGAAACGGCCGCCCCCAUGUGCUUUUCACGCACGACAGUGGCUAGGGUUUACAGAAAACGGUGUGACAAACAAAAAAAUCCAGUUUGUGCCAGUCCUGUCCUCGAUGACAGGUCAAAGGGGGGUUCCGAUUUGGCACUAUAUGGGUGUACCUAAUAAACUGUCCAUUGAGUACAUGUAGUUAAUACCAUACUCUGCAAUUGAUUUAAAGGAAUAGAAUCUUCCAGAAAUACAAUUCAGAAAACUCAUAACUUCACAUUUUAAUGUUCUGGUAUAUUAAUCAGUGUAUUUAAAAAUUAAAAAUUAAAAGUUAAAGAUCAAUUUAAGCACAAGUACCACACCACAGGCCAAUAAACCCAUAAUACGUUGAGGUAACUUGUCCCCAUUACUGAAUCGUAUGACGGUCCUCAUUUCAAACCAUAACAUUAAAAGAAAUAAAAAUUGACCAUAUGAAAUACACUGACUCCUAUGCAAAAAUGUUCAAUUAAACAAGCUGGACAUCCAGCUCAAGACAAAAACAGCCAGGUCUGGACCCCUUGGUGCAAAGCAGACUGGUCAUUCCUUUGGUCCCUAAUAAUCAACCACGAACCAUGUCCUCUAUUUGCCUAUUGGAAUGACAGCCAGCUCUUUGCUGUUAUCUUCCAAGCGUUAGUUUAGAGUUUCAGACCAUUGUUUCUCCAGGCUCAGUCAGGAAUUGGUGCUCCAACUCCCUCCUCCUGGCAUCCUCCUGAAAAGAAAGAUACGAAGUAGUUGGCCCAACCUUAAUCCCAAUUCACCCAUUGAGAAUCCUUCCUUGACAACUGUGUUACUUACAGCAACCACAGUAUGGAAAUUGAAGAAAUUAAGUCAAUGGUGUCUAAGUACUCACCAGCAUGAGUAGGUAUCUUGAGUGUCUGAAUGUUAUGCCUGUCCUCAGAGGCUACUUUGAUAAAGUCCUUCAACUGUGCCCUGUCACACACAGAAACCAUCUCCACAAAGGGAGCCAUCCAGUCAGUAACACAGUCCAGGACAUCCCAAGUCAGACCGGUGAGAGCGAGAGACAACCGUCUCCUCAGUAAUCACAUUGCAAAAAGUCUCAUAUUUCCUCCUCAAAAUCAAAACCAUAGAUAAAUGACUUGUAGUUUCUCACUUGAUACUUUUUCUACCACUUCAUACGGUAGGUAGUGACUAACGCUGCAGAGGCCAGCACCUGAUACUGAUAGUCCAAUGAAUUGAUAAGAGGAUGCACAGAUCUAAGAGCUGAGAACGACAGGUAAAUUGCAAAUAUGUGCACUGUAGGUGUUAGACCAGGUAUUCCCAAAUGGGUACGCCAUAUAAAAAUAACAUUUUCAAACAGGGCUAUUCAUUUGGUUGAGUUUCUCUUGCCUGAGUAGCAUCGUUUCACUGCCCAAAAUAAAAUUAAACCAUGUAGUGUUCAGUGAAAUAACAACCCAAUGUCAAGUACAGGUAGCCUAGUCAAAUAAUUAACAUUCAGUGUUGCCAAUUUAGCAACUUUUCUCACAUUGUCAUUGAUAGUUUUUUUUUAUUGGUCCAUUUAGAUUAUAAAUGUAGAUUGUAUUUUUUUUUAAAUGUAAAAAAUGUUAUGGUCAAAUGUUAAUGUUUUACUGUGACUUGUUGUUGGCUCCUAAGUGGACCAUACGGUUAAAAACCAAACCAAACCAAAUCAAAUAAACUAAGUAACUCCG